Messenger RNA from Leptopilina heterotoma, 1522 nucleotides. Its product is annotated as pancreatic triacylglycerol lipase-like. Lineage: Eukaryota; Metazoa; Arthropoda; Insecta; Hymenoptera; Figitidae. The coding region runs from base 69 to 1208 and encodes 379 amino acids. Gene Ontology annotation, molecular function: lipase activity. The transcript is spliced from 5 exons. The record is from RefSeq and is a predicted model, not a curated record. Gene Ontology annotation, biological process: lipid metabolic process.
CUGCCGAGUACAAAAGUUUUAUAAAUUUUUUCUUCAACUUCAGUUUAAUUUUCUACUUCUUAUUCAAGAUGAAAUUGAUAAUAAUUCAAAUUUUUCUAGUUUCUUUCAUAUUUACAUCAUGGGCCGAAAGUAUUUUGUCAAAUCUACAACCAGAUUCAUCUCAAGAUACAUCAUUGGAAGAGAAAAUUUUAAAUGUUUUGGUAAACACUGCAGUAUUGAAACCUGAUGAUCGUGGAGUUCUAUCUGGUAUUCUUGAUCCAAUUCUUGUACCCGAGAAAGAUAUAAACUUUCAAUUAUACACAAAAUCAAAUUCUGAUGAACCGUAUAAAUUAAUUGUUAAUGAUUCGGAAAAUUUGAAGGAUUCGUCAUUUAAUUCAUCGAUACCGACGAAAAUAAUAAUUCACGGCUGGACCGACAGUGUACAGACACCUUGGCUUCGGGAAAUGCGUGCAAAUUAUUUGAAUAAUGACAAUUAUAAUGUUAUUUUAAUUAAUUGGCUCGCAGGUGCUAUUAAGGAAUAUUCAGCAGCUGCAAGGAUCACUCGACAAGUUGGUGUAUACUUGGCGGAAUUAUUAGAAUUUCUUCAAAACGAGACGGACCUUGAUUUGAAUAGUAUUCACAUUUUGGGACACAGUCUAGGUGCUCAUAUUGCUGGAUAUGCUGGUGCAAAUCUCCAAGGAAAAAUUGGAAGAAUUACUGGUAUGGAUCCCGCUGGUCCUGGAUUUGAAAGGCCAAGAUUUAAGGAACCAAAAGAUCGUCUCGACGCUUCUGAUGCGGCUUUUGUUGAUGUUAUACACACCUGUGGUGGUACCAUUGGCUUUGCAAAGUCCAUUGGACAUGUGGACUUCUUUCCCAAUGGAGGCACCUUUCGUCAACCUGGAUGUCCAAUACUCAUGACCCAAUAUUGCAGUCAUGCGAGAUCUCAUCAGUUUAUGAGCGAAUCAAUUUUGAAUCCAAAUGCUUUUGUCGCUGUUGAAUGUGACAGUUGGAAGGACUUUAAAUCUGGAACGUGUAAUUCGAAAAAUCCACCUGUAUUUAUGGGAGAACAGUUGAGUUACGAUACAAGAGGAACCUAUUAUUUGGAAACCAAUUCUGAAUCACCAUUUGGUAAAGGAAAGGAAUAUAAGUCAACGUAUUCCUUGGAAAAAGGGAGAUGGCCUAGAUUAUUACCCUUUUCGUGCAUUUACUGCCUAAGGUGGAUUGUGUGACCGAAAGAAAUUUGCAAUUCAACGGGAGUAAGAUACCUAGCCUAAGAAAAGCUGCGCGAUAAUAAUUUUUAUGGUCUCAGCAGUACUGAUUAUUCCUGGAAGUAAAUGUGUGUAUAUAUAGAGAGAGAACUUAAAAUUGUACGAGUUGAAAUAUAAUUUGAAUUUUAUCCAAAUGUAAAUCCCCAUUUGUUGUAUCUUUUUCUUUAUCAGUCAUUAUUUGUCAUAAUGGGUGGAAAGCCUUUCCUUAAGUGAACGAUAAUUAUCAAAUUAUGAAUGUAGGUUAGUGAAUAUGAAAUAAUAAAAGUUGUUUCGCA